UUGAGAGGCCAGGGACCGCGACGCGGAGGGUGCGGUUGUCGGUCUCGGCUGCCGAGUUAACAGGCGGGUGAUGAUGGGGAGCAUGGAGCUCCUCGGGUUGUUCCUGGCCGCUUCGGGGGCCCUGGCAGCCUCGUCUCGGUACCCACGGUGGGCGCCGGGACCUCAGGAGCUGCUGUCCUUGAGCCCCGAGACGCCAUACGGCUCGCUUUGGCCGCUGCCCCAGUCCCUCCGCGUCUCCCCGACGAGGUUCCGGCUGGCGCCCGAUCAGUUCCAGAUCGUCCACGGCCCGGGAUCCUCCGCGGGUCCGAACUGCUCCCUGUUGCAGGACGCUUUCCGCAGAUAUUAUGAAUAUAUGUUUGGCUAUUCCAAAUGGCAAAAUCAAGAUGAGAAAAAAUCCCUAUGUGAAACAGAAUUGUCCUUGCUUCAGGUGAUUAUCACUUCAAAGGAUUCCGAAUGUGAUAAAUUCCCUAGUAUUACAUCAGAUGAAUCCUAUCAUCUCCAAGUAUCAAAGCCCACAUCUGUGUUAAAAGCAGACAAAGUUUGGGGAAUAUUAAGAGGUCUGGAAACUUUCAGCCAGUUAUUAUAUGAAGAUGAUUGUGGAACUUAUUUUGUUAAUGAGUCUAUCAUAAGUGACUUUCCAAGAUUUGCAUAUCGAGGAAUCUUGCUGGAUACAUCACGACAUUUCCUGCCACUGAAAGUUAUUCUAACUAAUUUGGAUGCCAUGGCCUUUAACAAGUUCAAUGUCCUACAUUGGCACAUUGUAGAUGAUCCUUCCUUUCCUUAUGAAAGUACCACUUUUCCAGAAUUGAAUGCCCAGGGUGCUUAUACUCCCAACCAUGUUUAUACUCCCGUGGAUGUCCAUAAUGUCAUAGAAUAUGCUCGGUUACGAGGGAUUAGAGUUAUUCCAGAGUUUGACACGCCAGGACAUACCCAGUCUUGGAGAAAAGGUAAAAUGUGUAUCAUUCUGAAAGGAGAAUUGAAAAUACUAUAUGCUUACAAUGGGAAUAAAAAAAGAGAAAAGGAAGAUUGGUAGCGAAAUACAAAUACAUAUUUAUUAUUAAAUAUUAUUUAAAUUCAAUUUGUGUUGUUACAUAAUUCAGGUCUUGCCUGACUACUUAUAAUUCAGAUAUGUUCAGAUUUUAUAUACGAUAUCUUCUAAUAAAGAGAGUAGGUAGGGUUUCAAUUACUUUUAUUUAUCUUCUUAUGUUUUGUUGCACUUGAGAUUUGGGCAGCAUACAAAUUUAAUAAAUUGUGGUUGCACACUCAGCCAGAUUUUUAGACUGGAUUUGACACUGCAGUAUUAAGCUAGUCAGGAUAAUUGAUCUGUGGUCCUGUCAGGCAGCCCAGUCCCACAAGCUCAUCAUUUCUGAAAACUGUUGGCAUGUAAUGGUUUUCCCUAUUAUUUUGAAGAAGGAGCACAUAUAAACUGUAGCAUGAGCCAUUAAAUAAGAUUAACAUAGUUUUAAAAAGAAAUAUUCCUAAUCAUUCCCCCUUGCAAGUUCUAACAGAUUCUGGAGAAUCGGUAGCGGAAAUUUAGAGUAGUUCGGAGAACCAGCAAAUACCAUCGCUGGCUGGCCCCAACAUGGCGUGGGAAUGGAGAUUUUGCAAUAUCCUUCCCCCAGGAG
Thamnophis sirtalis is the source of this 1625-nucleotide messenger RNA. The record is from RefSeq and is a predicted model, not a curated record. NCBI's taxonomy places the organism in Eukaryota, Metazoa, Chordata, Lepidosauria, Squamata, Natricidae.